AUCGAGCGACCUUUACUUUUGCAAUCAAACAUCGAUAAGUUCCAAACAUCAAAACAAGUUGAUUUUGUUGCCUUGUUAUUUCUCUUUGCCAAAAUGAGUGAUACUAAGCAUUUAACUACGGGUUCUGAAAAGCCCAUAUUCCCGGAUGAUGGGGUCUUGAAGUUGUAUUCGAUGCGCUUUUGCCCAUAUGCACACCGUGUGCACCUUGUUUUGGACGCCAAGAACGUGCCGCACCAUGACAUUUACAUCAAUCUUCGCGAAAAACCCGAGUGGUUCCCGCAGGUGAGCAGCUCCUCGAAGGUGCCGGCUUUGGAGCUGGUAAAUGAACCGGGGAAUCCCGUGCUGAUCGAGUCGCUCAUCAUUUGCGACUACCUGGACGAAAAGUAUCCGGAGGUGCCCCUGUAUCCCAAGGAUCCGCUGAAGAAGGCCCAGGAGAAGAUUUUGAUCGAGCGCUUUGGGCAGUUUAUCACCGCCUUCUACCGCCUGGUGCUCCAUGACAAUCCCGACCAGCUGGGCGACACUGACCACUAUGCCGGAUUGGACAUUUACGAAGAGGAGCUGAAGCAACGUGGAACUCCGUUUUUUGGCGGUUCCCAGCCGGGAAUGCUGGACUAUAUGAUUUGGCCCUGGUGCGAGCGUUUUGCCUCCUUAAAGAUUAGCAUGGGUAAUAGCUACGAACUAAAUCCCCAGCGUUUUGCUUCUUUGCUUAAGUGGCGCGACUUGAUGCUCCAGGAUAAGGCAGUCAAAUCUUUUUAUUUGGAUGGACAAACCCAUGCCAAAUACAUGAGUACCCGCCGAGCGGGCAAAGCAGACUACAAUAUGCUCUUCAAUGAAGCCAAGCGUGCCAAAUUGGAGUAGUCAUAAAAGAUAUUAUAUUAUACAUAUCAGCAUGUACAUAUUAUGAAGUUUAAUUUUGAUUGUACCUAUACAUACAUAUAGCAGCAUUAUUGUGAUUGAAAAAUAAAUGAAUUUUCAAAGCAA
This is a messenger RNA of Drosophila elegans, 981 nucleotides long. RefSeq names its product pyrimidodiazepine synthase (gene GstO1). The transcript has 4 exons. Lineage: Eukaryota; Metazoa; Arthropoda; Insecta; Diptera; Drosophilidae. Gene Ontology annotation, cellular component: cytoplasm. Bases 94 to 858 code for a protein of 254 amino acids. Gene Ontology annotation, molecular function: glutathione dehydrogenase (ascorbate) activity; glutathione transferase activity. Gene Ontology annotation, biological process: glutathione metabolic process. The record is from RefSeq and is a predicted model, not a curated record.